AUGCCUUUUCUCAAAAAGUUAGAAGUGCGUGAUUUGGCAUCAAAAUAUGGCCAUAGCCAACGUGGUGUUGUUGCUCUAGAACCAAUCCGACGUGGCGAAUUAGUCAUUGAAUGUGACAUGUCCAUGUGUAGUUACUAUCCAUUGGAUGAUCCUCGUAAUAAAAUGAGCCGAACAGAGGUACUUGCGUUAAUUGAGAAGUAUCCUGAAUCAAAUGAUUUUAUCCUAUCGUAUACGUACAUGCUUGAUGAUGAUUUGUUCCAUGUACCACGGAAUUAUGUUACACAGGAGCUUACAGAUGAAUGUGUUUUCUUCAAUCAUUCAUGUGAUCCAAAUUGUGGAUUUGCAACUGAUGAUGAAUUUACUGUGAUGGCUAUUCGAGAUAUAAAUCCAGGUGAAGAACUUACUUAUCAUUAUGGUUGUUUAGAUUCGGAAACAACUUUAUCAACAAAUUUUGUUUGCAAAUGUGGUACAUACAAUUGUGUUGGCGAAUUAAAAUAUGAUUUUUGGCGUGAUCCUGAGUGGCAAAAGAAAUAUGAACAGUAUUCGGGUGAUUAUAUCAAGCGAAAAAUUCGAAAACUACAUCAAGAACAAGCACAAAAAUCGUGA
Molecule: messenger RNA, 606 nt
Organism: Rotaria socialis
Lineage: Eukaryota; Metazoa; Rotifera; Eurotatoria; Philodinida; Philodinidae
Source: the annotation of a GenBank genome assembly